CCUCUUGGCAUCUCUGGAGCUCGACUCGCCGUUCGCCCAGCGCCCCAUCAUCUACCGACAUUCCACUGGCACCCCCCUCCCUCCCAUCCACGCCUUCCCCGCUCUUCGCUCCUUCGCUCUCCUCAUCACUGCCUCAAAACUAACCCCCGUCACCCGCUGCUCCUCCCUCACCUCCCUCACUCUCUGGAACCCCCUUCCCUCCACCCUCUCCUCCCUCGCCUCCUCCUCCUCCUCCUCUGUCCGCCCCUCCCUCAAGUCCCUCACCCUCCACUCCGCCAAGCUCCAGUCCUGCGUCGCGCCCCUCGCAUCCUUCCCUCGCCUCGCCUCUCUCGCCUUCCUCGCCUGCACCAUCGACCCUUUCGAGCUGCACGCCCUUGCUCGCUCCCUCCACACGCUUACCCACCUCACUAUCCACAACUGCCCCUUGGUCUCCAGCCACGCCCUCGCAGCGCUGGUUGAAGCCAACCCGGCGCUCUCCUCCCUCUCCCUCCACGGCACCACCUACCGCCUUUUCAGCGCCGCGCCCUUCCGCUCUCUCCUCCUCCUCUCCUCGCCCCGCCUGCACACGCUCGAGCUCUCAGGGCUGCCGUCCUUCCGCCCGGGCAUGCUGGCGCACUGCAGUGGCCUGCACUCCCUGGCGCUGAAAGGAAUGCCGGAGACGGUUGCUGAGCCGAGUGGGGGGGAUGCUGAGAUUCGGAGUGGAGAAGGAAGGGGAGGAGGAGAGAGGGAAGGAGAAGGGGAAGGGGGGAGGACCAUGAUGCAUCAACACGUGUCAUUUGAGAGUUUCGUGGGCCUGCUGGUGCGCGUGGUGCAGAGGGGAGGAGAGGGCGGGGAGGUUGGAUGGGAGGUAGACAGGGAUGAAAAAGGGGAGGAAGGAGGGAUGGUUGGAGAGGGAGUUAGAGGGGAGGAGUGUGAAGCAGAAGAGGUUGGCAGGGGGAAGGGAGCGAGUGAAGUCACCAUUACUGCUGAUGCCGCACUAGCAAGAGUAGGAGCAGCAGGGCCUGCGGCAGAAGCAGAAGCAGCGGCGGCAAUAGUAGCACGAGCAGUUAACCCUAGAAACGAAGAAGAGAAAGAGUAUGUGGACAUUCGAACGGCGGCAGCAGCAGCCCGAGCGGACCUGAUAGAGUCAAGUCGAGACGUGGUCGCUCUCUUGGAUAUGGCCAAGGAUUGCCACACGGCCGUGCCUUCCGCUGCUCACUGGGCUCGCCUGGCGCGGGCACAGCGCCAAGAUGCCCUGUCCGAGAUCAAAUACGCCAUUGGUAAGAUAAGGGCGGGCAUCUCAACAUGGCGGGCGCUGCGAGUGGCAGCCUCGCAGAAAAACGCGGCGACAGAGCGGGAGGAUGCGGUGAGUGAGGCGUUUGCUGCUGCCACGACUGCGGGCGUGUUUGUUGACAUGCGGAGCAGGGUAGGCGAGGUUGAAGGGGGGUUGGCUCGUUUGGAAGACUUUGAUGGGAUGGUGCUGGACCAUGACUUGCCUGUUGAUGGUGCUGAUGGGGCUGAAGGGAGUGAGGAUGAGGGUGAGAUUGGGGGGAUUGCUGCUGCGGUUGACCCUCAGGCACAGGCGUUGGGUGUGAUGGAGUCGCUGCUGCAGCAGUUUUACGAGCAGGGCACUGCGGCGACAGUGAGUCUCAGGACCAUGCGCAUGCCUCGUGCAACUGCUGAUGCUGAUGCUGAUGCUGAUGCUGAUGCUGAUGCUGAUGCUGAUGCUGAUGCUGAUGCUGAUGCUGAUGCUGAUGCUGAUGCUGAUGCUGAUGCUGAUGCUGAUGCUGAUGCUGAUGCUGAUGCUGAUGCUGAUGCUGAUGCUGAUGCUGAUGCUGAUGCUGAUGCUGAUGCUGCUGCUGCUGAUGCUGCUGCUGAUGCUGCUGCUGAUGCUGCUGAUGCUGCUGAUGCUGCUGCUGAUGCUGCUGCUGAUGCUGAUGCUGAUGCUGCUGAUGCUGCUGCUGAUGCUGCUGCUGAUGCUGCUGAUGCUGUUGAUGCUGAUGCUGCUGAUGCUGCUGCUGCUGCUGCUGCUGAUGCUGCUGCUGAUGCUGCUGCUGAUGCUGCUGCUGAUGCUGCUGCUGAUGCUGCUGCUGAUGCUGCUGAUGCUGAUGCUGCUGCUGAUGCUGCUGAUGCUGCUGCUGCUGCUGAUGCUGCUGAUGCUGCUGCUGAUGCUGCUGCUGAUGCUGAUGCUGAUGCUGCUGAUGCUGCUGCUGAUGCUGUUGAUGCUGAUGCUGCUGAUGCUGCUGGUGCUGAUGCUGCUGAUGUUGCUGGUGAUGCUGGUACUGCGGGUGUUGCCACUGAUGCCACUGAUACUACUGAUGCUGAUGCUGCCGCUGAUGCUAUUGAUGCUGAUGCCGCUGAUGCUGCUGCUGCUGAUGCGGCUGGUGGUGAUGCUGCUGAUGCGGCUGGUGGUGAUGCUGCUGAUGCUGCUGGUGAUGCUGGUACUGCGGGUGUUGGUGCUGCUGCUGGUGCGAGUGCUGCAGCCACAGAAGCAGCACCAGCAGAUGGGGCAGCAGUGAUCGGGGAUGCAGCCGCAAUAGCGGAGAAAACGGGAGGAGGAAUAUCACAGCCACAAGAAAUAGGGAUGCAAGGGGAGCUAAUGCAAGGGAAUAAAGUCUCAAGGGAGGGAGGACAGCUCUCAGCCGCAGUCCUUUGA
Molecule: messenger RNA, 2635 nt
Organism: Closterium sp. Naga37s-1
Lineage: Eukaryota; Viridiplantae; Streptophyta; Zygnematophyceae; Desmidiales; Closteriaceae
Source: the annotation of a GenBank genome assembly